AAAAAAAUUAGAUUGCCAGGUGCUACAAAUUAUUAUGGUGCUUUUUGUGUACGAUUCUGUGUUAGUUUAAACUAAAACUUAAGGGGAAAGUGAACUAUAAUUGAGAAAAUGCGCCAGUUUGACCUUCCAGAUUCUGAUGCACAUUACGACGUCGAAAAAGCGAAGAUUCGAAGCUCACUGGCUUGGUUAUUAGGGGUAGUUCGUAUACAACACCCAACAUGUAAUGUGGAAAAGAUUUUCAAUGAAAAUGGAGAAGUUAUGCGAGAUGUACAGGAGUUUCUUAUCAGUGGUUGGCCAUAUAGACAAUGUAUACGAAUGAUAUUUGAUACCAAUAUACAACAGAAUGGUUUUGAUGCCGUCAUACAAGCUUUAUGCAGACAUGAGUUUUAUAUUCUAAAGUCAGAUGACCCUGUAUUGACAUCAACACAACUAUCAAACUACCCGCCUAAUAUGAACUCCCACAUCCAACUCAUUGAUAUGAUGAUGUUUGCUGCUUCAAGUAAAAUGUGGAUAAGCACUGAGACUCUUGUCAAGUCAAUAAAGAAGUUCUCAAGUUUUUAUGCUUCAAGAGAAUUACCUGGCAACACUGAAGAAGCUGUAGUCCUGUGGUUAAGCAAGGUAGUAACCAAAGUCCAGCAUCUCGAGCAGACCACUGAACCACAUAAGUGGCUUAAAAGAAUUUUUCAUAAGCCCUCUGAUCCAUGCAUGGUGUACCCAAUCGUUACUUCUAAGUUAGAAGAUAUAUGCGACAGUGCAGUUAUUGCACUUGUAUUGCAUUAUUAUUGCCCAACACAUAUCCCUAUAAAUGAUAUUGUACUAAAAGAAGACACAUCGUUGGCUGAUGCUCUACAUAAUUUAACUAUGUCUCUUCAAUUUGCUUUUGACGAGGUUCUAACUCAGGGAAACCCCCCAUUUCUAACACCUGAUGACUUCAUUAGUUGCCAUGACGACUUACAACCAAAUUUUAUCGCGUUUUUUGCACAGUUGUUUUACUGUCUUGAAAUUGCUCCAAAAAGCGAUAAAAUUUCACCAAGAGGUCAUGAGGUAAAAACAUCUGAAAAAAUGACAAUUGCUAUGAAAUCAGAUGCACCACAUAUUUCUACAGCAAGCACUUCUAGUGUUUCCAGUCAAAACUCCAGCAUUCUUUCCAAAAUUCCCAACAUUUCCUCUUUAAUCAGUGAUGCCACAGAAAGAAGUUUUUUACCGCCUGAAGAAAAGUUAAUUGGGAAACACUGUACCCCUACCACCAACUUACUGACAACGUCAUCACAAAGUGAUUCUGACCUUCAUAUUCCAUAUAUGGGAAUUCCACAAAAACCUUUGUUACCGCGGAGACAUCAAGAAGAUCGACCUCAUUCCACGAAUCCAAGGUUUGUGACCCCCAUAUACCAUGGUGUAAUACGCAAGUCAUCUUCAUUACAUAAUAUAUUAAAUGGUGAAUUAUCUCUCCCUACUGCUACACCUCCUUCUGCCUGGAACCAAUAUAAUGACACACAACCAAGAAGACAAUGGAAUCAUCCAAGCAUGACACAACAAAGUUUGUUAUCUAAAGUUGAGAUGGACGGUGAGAUAGAUCAACUACUGAGUGACAGGAGUGUUACUAGCAGCAUGGGGGCUGGGGAUUCCCGUGACGUUGACAUAUCCUGGAAAGGUUUCACCUCUGGGAAACCCCCACCAACCCCAGGGGGUCGUUCCGCUCGAAUAAACGACGGUGACCUCACAAUCGAGACGGUACGCACCAACGAUUUCCGCUCACCAGUUUCCACGAGUCGUGGUUUCUAUGCACGUCCUCUGCUGAGUCAGAAUUCCUACAAUGACUCAGCAUCAGAGUUAACGAGCGUCUCAACAAUCACCGGAUCCGCUUCAUCGACCACGAACUCAUACAAACCUCAAAACAAUUUCAGUGCAAAUGUCAGCCAAGUCUCACCAGAAAAAUCCACGCUUACUGAACAAAAUCUCAAAUUCGCUCAAAACAGUUACACUGUACAUAGUGGUGCAUUUCAAUCGAUGGAAUCUGCGCGAGCAGCUGGUUAUCCCGUGAUUGGUGAACCUUCUCAUGUGAUACCAUCACAUGAGAGCUAUCAUGAUAUGAAAACUUCACAAAAUGAUCAUACAAAUUCUCAUAUGAAAGGAUCAGUAUCAUGUGAGUCUGGUAUGACAUCAUCAAUGAUGACAUCAUCAAAGAAUAAAUUACCACGAAACACAAGUUUGGCUGAAGUUGCAUCACAAACAGAGAAACCAUGUAAUUCUAUAAGUGUUCAAAUGGAUCCCCUUGAAACUAAAUUAAAUGAAGCAUUCAGACUGUUUAAUCAAUUGAAAAUGGAAGUAGAAAAUAUGAAAAGAAGAAAUCAUCGUUCUGAUAAUGUCUCUUCUAACCUGAGUCAAUUGAAACAAGCCAAAUAUUGCCACCAAUCCAAACACCUUUCAGCAGGGGUAAACAAAGAGGAAAGUAGUUCAGAUUAUUCAUCCAAAAGUCCAAGCCCUGCUUCUACAAAUAGAGAGCAACCACAACAACAACAACAAGCUCUUCCAUUAAAAUCUCACUUAACGAGAAUCCACGAAAAUUUCCCCGAGUCAGCAGAUGAGUCGACACUCUGCGAGGGAAGCACUGUCGCCCUCGUGCAGCGAAAACUCGACCAGCUACAACUCUCCGUCGAGCGCGAACGAACGAAACAACGAGUCAGCGACCUCGAUCGGGAAGUGGAAGAAUUACACAAGGAAUUAAACGAGAUCAAAAAGUCUUCUCUUCAUCUUAAUUCAUCCUCUGAAGAGCCGAAACAUUUUUCCGCAUCACCAGUCAAGCAGAACGCUUUAAACAGUUCUUUCUCGGACCCCGGAAAACCCCCAGUUAUUACGAUCGUUGAGGCUAACUCUCCUGUGAUUGGACAAGGUUUGCACCAAUCAGGACGCUCCGUUGGGGGCAGCGAAAAUAAAGCUCAACAGCGCCCUCAAGUGGAGACAAGAAGGUCGUUGUUUUCGAACAAUGGCGCAGAAGAAAAUAAGGAAAAUAGCGAAGGGUCUCUGGAGAAGCAUUUACAAGUCACAAAGCCAGCGCACGAAAUCUCGGUGACAUACGAUUCAUUUUCGUGUCGAUUGGAAUCUUCCUCUUCAUGUAAAUCAACCCCUGCUAAAUCUGCCCCUGCUAGUCCAAAUGCUGAUGAAAUUCAAACAACCCUUAAUGAAAGCGACAGAAAAGGAGGUCUUGGUUUUACCAUCUUGGAGGAGAAGAGUCCAGCAAACACACUUGCAAAGAAAAAAGAGAAGUUUCUGCUAAGCAGGCUAAAGAAAGAAGAGGAGAUGAGAAAAAAGCAAAUUGAGAGAGAGGCUGAGUUGGAAAACAAAAAAAGGGAGGCAAGGGAGCAACAAGAAGCGAUCCAGCAGAAGAAAAUGGAUGAAAAGAUGAAACGAGAUCGAAGGUUAAAUGACUUCAAGAUGAGAAAGAAACAAGAAGAAGAGGCGGCCAAUCAGAGAUUAGGAAUCAUUGGGUCUACUUCUACUAAAAAACAUACGAACAAAGUAAAGACCAAUCAUCAUAUACCUUCGGACCAAGCUGAAUCAAUUCAAAACCUACUUAAUUUUGAUGCACCAACUAAUUACGCAUACACUGAUCUCAACUCCGCAAAGAACACUGGACGCUCUGGUGCUGAGACUUAUAUUAUAGAAGACACAGAGUCUGUUGGGUCUGGGGGAGGUUCUGGUAGUGGCUCAGAAUAUACAGGUCCAAAGUUGUUCAAGAAAUUAAGUUCGAAAUCGAAUCGUGCGCUCAUCCAUAACGCUCUAUGUCAUUGUUGCUUGCCAGGGAAAGUGAACGAGUCCGCUCGGAAUAAAAUAUUACAAGACUUGGAGCAGACUGAUGCAAGGCACUUAAUGGUUUUAUUUAGAGAUAAUAAAUGUCAGUACAGAGCACUGUAUAGCUACAAUCCAGAGACUGAAAAACUUAUCAGAAUUACUGGAAAUGGUCCCCACCAUAUUACGCCAACUAUGAUUGAGUCUUUAUUCAAAUACAACUCUGGUCGGCGUUCCUUCACUCGUGUACCUUCUAAAACACUAUCUGUUAGCAUAGAUGCUAUUACCAUCAAGCAGUCACUUUGGCAAGCAUCUAAAAAAUAAGUUUUUACUAUAGCCCGGUGGUUUUUCAUUGUUAUUUUUCAGUUUUACUGGUCUAUGUAUUACUGCAUGAGAAUUUACUACUAGUGUUCCUAUUAUUGUGUUUUUACUGCAAGAGAAAAUGAGAGGUUAUAACUGAAUACUACAGAAGGGGCAUUCUAACAGUGCUGUAGGUGUAUUCAUUAUUUAGGUCUAAGCACAACUAGGAAUUAUUUUAACUGUUUUCUAUUCUAAACAUAGAAAUAACAGGCACAAAUUAAACUUACUGUAAUUUGGGCAAAAACAAAACAAAAUAUAUAUAGAAAAUACUUUUUUUUCAAAGAACUAGUCAAUUUUUUUUCCAUUUAAUAUGUAUAAGCAGAAAAAAGCCUUUUUUUCACUGUGAAAAUGGAGUUACUAAUAGAAAUGAUCAAAAAUCGACAAUGAUUUAACUGUGUGAAAAACUGUGUAAUUCACUAUUUCAAAUUUUAAUCAAAUGAUUUCUGGUGCACCAGUUAUAGCUGUGUAUUCACUGAUAUCUCAUAUAAAUUGUAUAAGCUGCUAUUCCCCACACACUGAGCUGAUUGAAUUGUAAACCUACUGUACAAGAUGUUUAAUACAUUCUUAUGUUUAAA
Ciona intestinalis (vase tunicate) is the source of this 4721-nucleotide messenger RNA. Lineage: Eukaryota; Metazoa; Chordata; Ascidiacea; Phlebobranchia; Cionidae. The record is from RefSeq and is a predicted model, not a curated record.